AAAGUGUAUUUUCAUAGAAUGUUCCUAUCAUUUAGGGAAUAUAUGGACUUACUGAUUGGGACUUGAAAGCUACAAUAAUGUAUGAAAUCAAACAUAAUUCACGGUGUAUGUAGUGGAGAUAAUACAGUUUUUUCUGAAUGCUUAAGCGCUAAUCAUGUUCUUGUAGCACAAUUUCUAAAACUAUUAAUACAUAUAGCAAAACCACUCACUGAGUUAGCCAAACUAAAAGCACAAAUACUGCUUUGCACUCAGUUUGUAAUUUUGUAACACACACUUUGCAAAACUGUAGGCACAAUUCACUGCACAGCACUCUUUUUGCAGAACUUUAAACACAACUCGCUGCUUACACUCAAUUGCCAAAUUUCCAAAACACUCCUAGCAAAAUUAUACACAUGUAUGGCUAUUAUUUACACUAUUUUGCCAACUGUCUGGCACACUUUCACAUGUGAAAACAAUUUUAGAGAAUUAGUUCACUUUGCAAUCAGCCUAAGCACUAUAAAUAAGCCACAGGUAAGCUGUCUGUGUGGAGUACAAUGGAAGGAGCAAGAAGAGUAAGAAUCAGAGGAGGCCGAGGAAGAGGACGUGGAGGUGAAGGAGUUGGAGGAAGAGGACGUGGAGGUGAAGAAGCGAGAGGGUUAGAGGAAGUUAGAGGAAGAGGACAAGGAGGAGCAAGAGGAGGACGAGGAGGGGGAAGAGGAAGGGUAAGAAGAAGAAAUAGAAUAACUGAUGACAUCAGAGCAACAAUAGUGGACCAUGUCAUAAACCAUGGAAUGACCCUGAGGGAAGCUGGCCAACGGGUUCAGCCUAAUUUGAGCCGCUACACUGUAGCGAGCAUCAUUAGGACAUUUCGAAAUGAAAAUCGGUAAGUACAGUCACAUUGCACUAAGAUUUGUAGCACUGCCCUACUCUAAUGAGAAACACAACAAUACCAUACAUGCAAAAAUUCUGAAAUUGUUACUUUACAGAAUUGCUAGACGUCCAGAUGUUGGGGGCAGAGGAAGAAUGUUCACUCCAGAGCAAGAGCCCCAUAUAGUGAAUAUGGUGAUUGCCAAUAACGCAAUAACACUACGCGAAAUACAGCAGCGUAUAAUUGAUAAUGACACCAUCUUCCAAAAUAUACGCAGUGUGAGCAUGUCAGUACUAAGUCGUGUACUUGCCCGCAACAGAAUAAGGAUGAAACAAAUUUACAGAGUUCCUUUCGAAAGAAAUAGUGAACGUGUGAAGCAACUGCGAUAUGAGUAUGUGCAGAGAGUAAUGGAGCUGGAGGCAGAUGCCAUGGGACACGAGCUGCUCUUUGUCGAUGAGGCAGGUUUUAACCUCAGUAAAACAAGGAGGCGUGGCAGGAACAUUAUUGGACACCGUGCAAUAAUCAAUGUCCCAGGACAACGUGGUGGUAACAUCACCAUGUGUGCAGCUAUCAGCCAAAAUGGUGUUGUUCACCAUCAUGCAACCAUUGGCCCAUAUAACUCUGCACACAUGAUUGCAUUCCUGGACACCUUACACGACAUUCUCACUGUUCAGAGACCAGAGCAGACCCGAUAUGUUAUCAUAUGGGACAAUGUUAGUUUCCAUAGGGCUGCUUUGGUCCGCAACUGGUUUACCGAUCACCCACUCUUCAUGGCACUCAACCUCCCCCCAUACUCUCCAUUCUUAAAUCCGAUUGAAGAGUUCUUUUCUGCCUGGCGCUGGAAAGUCCACGACCGCCAUCCCCAUCAACACGCAGCCCUUUUACAGGCAAUGGAGGAGGCAUGUGGAGAUAUUGAGCAGGCAUCAUGUCAGGCCUGGAUACGGCAUGCAAGGAGGUAUUUUCCCCGGUGCCUUGGACUGGAGGACAUCGCAUGCGAUGUAGAUGAGAUUUUGUGGCCGGACCCAGAGAGACGGCAUGAUGUAGGCUGAUUGUCUUUUUUUUGUGAAUUUAUUAUUUUGUGUUCUGUUCUGUGUCUUUGUUUUGACGAG
Seriola aureovittata is the source of this 1956-nucleotide messenger RNA. RefSeq lists its product as uncharacterized. NCBI's taxonomy places the organism in Eukaryota, Metazoa, Chordata, Actinopteri, Carangiformes, Carangidae. The transcript has 2 exons. The coding region runs from base 853 to 1896 and encodes 347 amino acids. Gene Ontology annotation, molecular function: nucleic acid binding. The record is from RefSeq and is a predicted model, not a curated record.